AUGGCGUCGAAAAAGGGCAGAGUAAUGAGAAUGACAGAAGAUUCUGCGGUGGAGGAAGAGGAUGUAACGCGGAUACCUCUGCAAGCCAUUCUCCUGGCUGAUGAUUUCGCUACUAAAUUCCAUCCAAUAACCUUACAACGUCCAAAGGUUUUGCUGCCUUUGACUAAACAGGUGAUUGAGCAUUUGGGUAAUUCUCAGUGGUUCAAUCAACCCAAUUUCUCAGUGAAAACAAUACAAUCCAAUGGCUCAGUUGGCGCAGGAGACGCUUUGCGUCUGAUUUAUGAACACAGUGUGAUACGCGGCGAUUUCAUACUUGUCAGCGGAGAUACUAUUAGUAAUAUCCCGCUUAAGGAUGCUGUGAAAGAGCACAGGGAGAGAAGGAAAAAGGAAAAUAAUGCUAUAAUGACCGUGGUGGUUUCUCCGGCGUCGUCGACGUACCAAUCUCGUCUUGGAACUGAAUAUCUGUUAAUGGCAAUUGAUCCUGGAUUGGCAAUUUCCCAAGAAAUGACACCAUUAGCAAAGACAUUAUUCGAAGGUGGACGUUUCCUUUGGUGCCUGAUGUCCAAUUUCUCGGAAUUAACACCACUGCAACAACUAAGCUCGAGAGGCAGGGGAUAUACAGAGGAUCAGGAGUUGAACUGGCAAGCUCUGCUCGGAUUGGUCUUUUUACUGUCUGAAAUAAUAGUGUGUGAUGGGGUGGUCAUCAAAUCAGGUGGGAUUCUUGAACCCGGUGUUGUUUUGUCGUACAACGUAGUAGUUGGACAGAAUUUUGUGGUUCCGGCUUCUUCAAAGGUAUCUUUAUAUCAGCAACCCAACAUUAGACAUAAUAAUAGUGAUUGUGCUGAUCCAUCAUUACUGCGGUUAUCAUUCAAUCUGGAAGCGAGAGAUUGUGCUGGAGCUUUGUUCUAUUCAAUAAUGAAGUUGGCAUUGACCAUGGGUCAUGUUUCCCGCGGCGAGUUACUGAAAAAUGUCGCUAGGCUGCUCGUCAAAUGGUGGAAAGUUCUAACGCAUUACAUUCCGAGCAUAGAUGAGGAGGUCGAAGUGAUUGCGAAAUUCCAAGAAAUGUGCUUGGCGGAAUCAACCAAGGAGGAGUACUCUCAGAUGUUUUUGGACAUUCUGAUUCUGCAUCUAUUAUAUGAGAAAGAUAUUGUGAAAGAGGAAGCGAUAUUGACGUGGGCUUCCGAGGAAGAAGGUGCAGAUGAGAGCCAUCAGGUCUUGUUUAAGCAAGCACAAACUUUCAUCCGGUGGCUGGAAGAAGCAUCCGAUGAAGGAGAAGAUGGGGAUUGA
This is a messenger RNA of Oldenlandia corymbosa var. corymbosa, 1287 nucleotides long. The record is from the annotation of a GenBank genome assembly. Lineage: Eukaryota; Viridiplantae; Streptophyta; Magnoliopsida; Gentianales; Rubiaceae.